AUGGCUAACAACGUGACCGCUACCAGAGAAACUACAAGGCGUACUCACACUUACAGUUUCCAUCGUGAGGGCAUGACUCAGUUGGGACAGUUGGGUGGAUUGAUUACUGGUCACAAUAAAACAGUGUUCACUGAGAAUUAUGAGAAGCCUGAUUUGGACUACAUUGCCAACGCUCUUUAUUUGAGCAUAGGAGACGUUCAUGGAAAUUGGAAGAAGAAUGGUAACACUCAUGGUUUCUACAUGAGUUUCUUGAUUGAAAAGGCCCAAGAGUCGGCUAACAAAAAGAUGUGGGAAGCCUUCAACGCCCUUCUGGCCGUUCUGAUCUAUGGGAUCGUGAUGUUCCCUAACAUUCACAAGUUCGUUGAUCUGGCCGCUAUAUGUCUUUUUGUUGAUAAGAAUCCGGUCCCUACUUUGCUAGCCGAUACGUACUAUUCCGUUCACUCUCGAUAUGGGAAAGGAGGAGCCAUAAGAAAUUGUUUGCCGUUGUUAUACACCUGGUUUAAGUCCCACCUACCUACAAGUGGUCCUUUCGUUACUUCUACUAAGAAAUGGCCUCAAAGGAUCAUGGGGCUUACCGGAAAUGACAUUGUCUGGUGUCCUACUGGAAUGGACGUGGAGAAAGUUAUAACUAGCUGUGGUACUUUUGACAACGGAACUGAUCCAAAGGGUCUAGAAAAAGUGAGGAGUGCCUGGAAUAGCAUCCAUACAAAUGAUCAGAUUUCUCUAGGUGAAAAGAACGCCGUUGUCAAACAAGCCUACACAGAUUGGGUUGAAGAUAGAGUUAAAGAUCGCCUGUUGCCUUUCCCGAAGGUUAACCCAUUGUACGAGCAACCACCUAAGAUUCCAAUUGCCACUGUGCCUGCGGAGAAUCGUAUCUAG
Messenger RNA from Vicia villosa (hairy vetch), 879 nucleotides. RefSeq lists its product as uncharacterized. Bases 1 to 879 code for a protein of 292 amino acids. The record is from RefSeq and is a predicted model, not a curated record. Lineage: Eukaryota; Viridiplantae; Streptophyta; Magnoliopsida; Fabales; Fabaceae. The transcript is spliced from 3 exons.